Terrapene triunguis (Three-toed box turtle) is the source of this 645-nucleotide messenger RNA. RefSeq names its product hydroxysteroid 17-beta dehydrogenase 10 (gene HSD17B10). The transcript is spliced from 4 exons. Gene Ontology annotation, biological process: androgen metabolic process; estrogen metabolic process; fatty acid metabolic process. Bases 31 to 645 code for a protein of 204 amino acids. Lineage: Eukaryota; Metazoa; Chordata; Testudines; Emydidae. The record is from RefSeq and is a predicted model, not a curated record. Gene Ontology annotation, cellular component: mitochondrion. Gene Ontology annotation, molecular function: estradiol 17-beta-dehydrogenase [NAD(P)+] activity.
GCCCCCUCCCUCUGCUUUUGCCCCCAGGGGAUGGUUGGCCUGGUCACCGGUGGUGCCUCCGGCCUGGGUCGUGCCACCGCUGAGCGCCUGGUGCAGCAGGGAGCCAGCGCAGUGAUCGUGGACCUGCCGACAUCGGAUGGGCCGAGUGUGGCCGAAGCGCUGGGGGAACAAUGUGUCUUUGCUCCAGCUGAUGUGACGUCGGAGGCGGACGUGAAGGGGGUCCUGGCCCUUGUGCGGGAGAAGUUCGGGCGCUUGGAUUUGGCCGUGAACUGCGCCGGAAUCGCAGUGGCCGUCAAGACCUACAAUGUCAAGAAGGACAUGCCCCACAGCCUGGAGGAUUUCCAGAGGGUCCUCAACGUCAAUGUUGCCGGCACCUUUAACGUGAUCCGACUGAGUGCUGGUGAGAUGGGCAGGAAUGACCCUGACUCCGAUGGGCACCGAGGAGUGAUCGUCAACACAGCCAGUGUGGCUGCUUUCGAGGGCCAGGUGGGUCAAGCUGCGUACUCCGCCUCUAAAGGGGGCAUCGUGGGCAUGACCCUGCCCAUCGCCAGGGAUCUGGCCCCUAUGGGGAUCCGUGUCGUCACCAUCGCCCCAGGUACCAACCCCAGCGUAGCUCCUGUCAUGGUGUGGGGAGCCCAGGGCUGA